This is a messenger RNA of Ilyonectria robusta, 2523 nucleotides long. RefSeq lists its product as uncharacterized. The coding region runs from base 148 to 2280 and encodes 710 amino acids. Gene Ontology annotation, biological process: vesicle-mediated transport. The transcript is spliced from 4 exons. NCBI's taxonomy places the organism in Eukaryota, Fungi, Ascomycota, Sordariomycetes, Hypocreales, Nectriaceae. Gene Ontology annotation, cellular component: cytosol; endocytic vesicle. The record is from RefSeq and is a predicted model, not a curated record. Gene Ontology annotation, molecular function: small GTPase binding; guanyl-nucleotide exchange factor activity.
AAGCCUGGAAUCCGCUAAUAACUCCGUAACUGCUCGGGCCGGUUUUGAGUUUCGAGACACGUUGGCUCUUGCAUCAUCCAGUUGCACUCAGCCUUCUGACUUGCUUCAUGCCGCCGUGGUAGCAACAGUAGCUCCGCCCACAGGUCCAUGGCUUCCCAAAGCCCCGCCAAGGGCUCGUCAGCUCGCCCGUCGGUCCCGCGUACCCAAACCUCCCAGUCCGUCACUCCCGAUGGCGACGAUCGCCUCCACCUGCCCAAGAGGGCACAUACGUUUGCGAACCCAGCCGAUGUCGCCGACUCUCCCGAUGCCUUCGAGACCAGCGACCACACCGACACGGAGGAUGCCCUCGAGGUCACCCGAGCCUCUAUAGAGCUCGACAUCUUGCCCAUUGAGCUCGUCACUCUGACCGACAGCUUCAUCGACUCCCUCUCCGCCAAGGUCCAUCCUACCCCGCCUACCAUCGAUAGGCUGUCGGAGAAGUUCCAAGAAUUCUACGCCCUCGCAGCCUCCCACAUCAAUACUCACAUCAAUGCCCUGUUGACGAUGCAGAGCCGCGAUGUCUCUCCCGCCCCGUCCUCCUCCUCCAUCUCCUCCGCCGCUAGCCGCCUGCGAUCCAAGGCUAGCGCCCGGAACAUGAAAGACAAACCCAAGCCCGAUUCCGAGCAGCAGAUGAUCACCGCCGAAGAACUCGCCAGGAGGAAGCGUGCCAGGAAAGCCCUCGAGGCGAAACGGGGCUUGUUGGAGGAGGCCGUUGAACGUAGGCUAUGCGAAGGCAUCUACGAGCGGAUAUAUCGUCAUCGGAGCACCCAGGAUGAAGCCCAGGACGACAAGCUCCGCUCCAAGACGGCAGCUCUGGCACUGGUUGGAAUUGGUCCGGUUGAUUUGGGAAUCGAUCUUGGUGAAGAUUCAAACCAAUCACCGGAAGCGACCGCGGCCAAGUUGGCGGAGAUCACGCAGCGCCUGGAGCAAGCGAGGAGAGAUCUUGGCCUCAUGACCCAGAAGAGAUAUCCUCUUGGGAAGCUCAACCACCUCAAAGCCGCUCACAGAAGCAUCGUCGAUACCCUCGCCCACUUCCAUCCCUCCGCCUCUGCCGAUGAGAUCAUGCCCAUGCUCAUCUACACCCUCAUUACACUCCCGCCAGAGAACCUCCACGUCAUCAGCGACGUCCAUUUCAUCCAGAACUUCCGAUGGGAGCCCAAACUUACAGGGGAAGCUGCAUAUUGCCUGACCAACCUCGAGGCUGUCAUUAGCUUCCUUCAGACUGUAGACCUUGCCACUUUGCGCGCUGAUGAGCACCUCUCUGGGCCGACCAAGAGUACAAGCCCCAGGACGGAAACAUUCCCGCCUGCGUACUCACAAGGGGCCGCGCCUGCCACUCAGAGCGCCCCGGAAACAACAAAGGAGACUGCUGCAGCAACUAAACCCGCUGCCUCACCAGCUGGCCUCAAAGCCACCACUACCUUGCGCAAUCGACGACUGAGUGAUCUCGUCAAUACGCCUGCGCAAGCCUUCGGUGCUGCCAGUGACGCCGUCUUCAACACAGCCGACCAGGGUCUCAAGAACAUCUCGACCAGCUUAGGUGACAGCUACAAAUUCCUAGUGGGAAAGCUGCGGGAGCACCAGGAUAGUCCCCGAGAGUCCAUUGUCGUCCCGCGCACUCUGGACGACGCGCGCAAACUAGUCAGCACACCGCCUCCCGACGACGACGACUCAGCAAGCGGAAUUAACGCCCUCCUUGGCCCCGACGAUGCGGAACCCCAGAAGCGUCCUGGUCAGCGUGAGGACCGAGUUCUGAAUCUCAUUGGAGGUCGCCGUGAUCACAGUGCGGAUAGCAAUCGCAGCGGCCGGAGUGUCAGCUCCUCUAAGAAGGGCCUCUUUGCCUUCGAGGACCCCCGAGCCACCGGCGCCACUCCACCUCCAGGCCAGAACCCGGCUGUGCUCGAACAAAUGCGCAACCUGGGCAACUCCUUCAACCCAAUGGCCCGCUUGCCCAGCAUCAGCAUGAUCCGUGGCUUCGGGCGGAAUACCUCGACACCUUCUACUCCCCCCGUGGUGAAAGACGCAAAGCCUGCGGAUGGCGGCGAUCUUGCAACUGCAUUCCCUGACAUCGCCUCCGCCCUUCCCCCUAAAGAGAUCCCCAAGAUUGCGCCGCCUAACAAGCGCUUUAUGGAGAUCCAGACCCCUGGGGAUCUCAAGCUCGGCGAGGUCCUCGACCUCCUGCGCGAUUACCGCCGCCUGGCUGGCGCGCUGAAGGAUAUCGGCGCCUUCGAGACCAAGUGAGCAUGAUGCCACGACAGAGUGGCAGGAAUGCCUGUAGGAAAUGUCGGGAAUCGGGUAGACGUCAGAAGAUCUGGCUAGAUAAAUUGGGUAUCAUGGGUUGGCAGGUGGCGUUGGCUUUAAUCUUUUCGACUAUAGAACCCAGCUUAAGAUAAAGUGUCGCCCCGUUCCGAGACUCGCGUGGCCGGGACACGAUACAUGUACUGGGAUGGCAUAGAGACGGACGAGAAGGGAAGAGGGUGUUUC